AGCCGCCGGGCGGUUCCGGGGCAGGGGCCGGGCGGAGGCUGCCGGGAGGGAAGAUGGCCGCCACCAAGCGGGUGCUGUACGUGGGCGGGCUGGCCGAGGAGGUGGACGAGAAGGUGCUUCACGCCGCCUUCAUCCCCUUCGGAGACAUCACCGACAUCCAGAUCCCGCUGGACUACGAGACCGAAAAGCACCGAGGAUUUGCCUUCAUUGAAUUUGAGCUGGCGGAGGAUGCUGCAGCAGCUAUUGACAACAUGAAUGAAUCUGAGCUCUUCGGCAGGACAAUCCGUGUGAACUUGGCCAAACCAAUGCGGAUUAAAGAAGGAUCAUCAAGGCCUGUCUGGUCGGAUGACGACUGGCUGAAGAAGUUUUCGGGGAAGACUCUGGAGGAGAACACAGAGGAGGGGGGAGCAGAGGCCCCCAAAGCAGAAACGCAGGAGGGUGAGCCUCCUGCUAAGAAAUCCCGAGCCAACCCUCAGGUUUACAUGGAAAUCAAGAUCGGCAACAAACCUGCCGGGCGGCUCCAGAUCCUCCUGCGCUCGGAUGUGGUACCCAUGACCGUAGAGAAUUUCCGCUGCCUCUGCACCCACGAGAAGGGCUUCGGCUUCAAGGGGAGCAGCUUCCACCGCAUCAUCCCCCAGUUCAUGUGUCAGGCUGGAGACUUCACCAACCACAACGGCACCGGAGGCAAAUCCAUCUACGGGAAGAAGUUUGACGACGAGAACUUCAUUCUGAAACACACGGGGCCAGGACUGUUAUCGAUGGCCAACUCCGGCCCGAACACCAACGGCUCCCAGUUCUUCAUCACAUGCGAUAAAACAGAUUGGCUGGACGGGAAGCACGUGGUGUUCGGCGAGGUGACGGAGGGCAUGGACGUGGUGCGGCAGAUCGAGGCUCAAGGUACCAAAGAUGGGAAGCCGAAGCAGAAGGUGAUCAUCUCGGACUGUGGGGAGUGUGCGUGACCUCAGCUCGUGGAGGAGGCGGGAUGGGGCGGCCGUCUCCAGCCUGGCCCGGAGGGGCCGGAGACGCGGCUGGAUCGGGAAGCCCCGCGACCCGCUCGCAAAGCCCAGCUCCCGCGAUUCCCGUGGAAAGCACUACGCAAAGCUUGGCUUGACAGCUCCAGCCUGCACGCGGCGCUGCGGGGUGGGGGCCGACCUCGGGGGGACAGCGGCCCGUCUCGGAAAACACCGUCCGCGGCAUCUCCGGAGCCAGGCAGGACCCGUUCUGCUGGUGUGUUUGAUAAAGACUUGCUGCUUGAUGAAAAUAAAACCUAGUUUUAAAAAUA
Dromaius novaehollandiae (emu) is the source of this 1282-nucleotide messenger RNA. It is a transcript of the gene PPIE, whose product is annotated as peptidylprolyl isomerase E. The record is from RefSeq and is a predicted model, not a curated record. Gene Ontology annotation, cellular component: intracellular membrane-bounded organelle. Gene Ontology annotation, molecular function: RNA binding; peptidyl-prolyl cis-trans isomerase activity. Lineage: Eukaryota; Metazoa; Chordata; Aves; Casuariiformes; Dromaiidae. Gene Ontology annotation, biological process: protein peptidyl-prolyl isomerization; protein folding. Bases 54 to 959 code for a protein of 301 amino acids. The transcript is spliced from 10 exons.